Condylura cristata (star-nosed mole) is the source of this 5057-nucleotide messenger RNA. RefSeq names its product ArfGAP with RhoGAP domain, ankyrin repeat and PH domain 1 (gene ARAP1). Gene Ontology annotation, molecular function: protein binding; phosphatidylinositol-3,4,5-trisphosphate binding; GTPase activator activity. Gene Ontology annotation, biological process: signal transduction; positive regulation of GTPase activity. NCBI's taxonomy places the organism in Eukaryota, Metazoa, Chordata, Mammalia, Eulipotyphla, Talpidae. The coding region runs from base 170 to 4498 and encodes 1442 amino acids. The transcript is spliced from 35 exons. The record is from RefSeq and is a predicted model, not a curated record. Gene Ontology annotation, cellular component: plasma membrane; trans-Golgi network; cytoplasmic vesicle.
CUGUGGCGGCGCUGGGACCCGGGGUCCCGGCGUGGAGUCUUCGCUCAGAUCAGCUUCUGCCUCACGCCAAGAUGAGGAGCCUUCUGGGGUAGCCGCUGCCUGUGGGAGGGCCCCAGCGUCCUGGGCUACCCAGCUGGUCUGGACUGGCUGGCCUCUGCUGGCAGGAAACAUGGCAGAGGCCAGGGACACAGCGCUGUCCGUGGCCGAGUGGCUACGGGCUCUACACCUGGAGCAGUACACCGAGCUCUUCGAGCAGCACGGACUGGUGCGGGCCACUGAGUGUCAAGGCCUCAGUGAUGCCCACUUGGUAGAGAUGGGCAUACAGCUCCCUGGUCACCGCCGCCGCAUCCUAGCUGGCCUACUCCGCGCCCAUGCACCCCCAACCCCCGCUCCUCGACCCACCCCACGGCCCGUGCCCAUGAAGCGCCACGUCUUCCGCUCACAGCCUGCACCUGCCACUCCACCUGGGCCACCGCCCGUGACUGGAGAGGACCAGAGGCUACCUGCAGCACCCCCCAUCCCGCCCAGGAGGAGCUGCGGUCCCCCUGCCUGCUUCUCUACCCCACCCACAGCAGCCCCAGACCCCAGGCUGCCCCCGCUGCCCGCCAAGCGGCACGUGACAGAACCAAGUGUGCCACCCGUGCCCCCUCGUGUUGGACUCCCCCGCCUGCUGGUGAGCUUGCCCUCUGAGGAGGAGCUGCAGUCACCAUCACUGUCAUCUCCUCCCCAGCCAGAGCCCAAGGAGCACCCAUCUCUACCUCCCAGCCCCCCAGACGUCCCCCCAAAGCCUCUUCGCUUGGUUCCGGAGUUUGAUGACUCUGACUAUGAUGAGGUCCCAGAGGAGGGGCUGGGGGCCCCAACUUGCGUGAUGACCAAGAAGGACCAACCCCCAGCGAGACCAGUCCCGAGGGCCGUGCGUGUGGCCAGUCUGCUGAGUGAGGGGGAGGAACUGUCCGGGGACGACCAAGGGGAUGAGGAUGAGGGUGACCACGACUACGAGGGUGUUCCCAAUGGUGGAUGGCACACCAGCAGUCUGAGUUCAUCCUUGCCCAGCAGCCUCCUGAUCCCUGAGCUCCCGCUGCCACCAUACCCCAUGGAUGGGCUUCCGGGGGGGCCUGCCCCCAUCACACCGGUCAUCAAGGCUGGCUGGCUGGACAAGAACCCUCCACAGGGAUCUUAUAUCUAUCAGAAGCGCUGGGUGAAACUGGAUGCUGAUUACCUGAGAUACUUUGAUAACAGCAAGGACGCCUACUCUAAGCGUUUUGUCUCUGUGGCCUGCAUCUCCCGGGUGGCUGCCAUCGGGGACCAGAAGUUCGAAGUGAUCACCAACAACCGGAACUUUGCGUUCCGGGCUGAGAGUGAUGCGGAGCGGAAGGAGUGGAUGCAGGCCCUGCAGCAGGCGGUGGCUGAGCAGCGUGCCCGGCUGUUAAGUGCUUACCCAUUAGGGAUUCGAGUCCCAGAGCCCCCUGACCAUGCUGGCAGCCUAGAGCUACGUGGCUUCAAGAAUAAACUCUAUGUGGUUGUGGUCGGGGACAAAGUACAGCUGUACAAGAAUCUGGAGGAGUACCACCUGGGCAUUGGCAUCACCUUCAUCGACAUGAGUGUGGGCAACGUGAAAGAAGCAGACCGGCGCAGCUUUGACCUCACCACCCCUUACCGAAUCUUCAGCUUCUCAGCCGAAUCAGAGCCAGAGAAGGAGCAGUGGCUGGAGGCCAUGCAAGACGCCAUUGCUGAGGCUCUGUCUACCUCAGAGGUGGCUGAGCGCAUCUGGGCUGUGGCUCCCAACAGAUUAUGUGCUGACUGUGGUGCCAGCCAGCCUGACUGGGCUUCCAUUAACCUCUGCAUCGUCAUCUGCAAGCGCUGUGCAGGAGAGCACCGUGGCCUGGGUGCUGCCAUCUCCAAAGUGAGAAGCCUGAAGAUGGACAGGAAGGUGUGGACGGAAACACUCAUUGAGCUCUUCCUACAGCUGGGCAAUGGUGCUGGCAACCACUUCUGGGCAGCCAACGUGCCCCCCAGUGAGGCACUGCAGCCCAGCAGCAGCCCUGAGGCCCGGCGGAACCACCUGGAGGCCAAGUACCGAGAGGGCAAGUACCGCCGUUACCACCCGCUCUUCGGCAACCAGGAGGAGCUGGACAAGGCCUUGUGUGCUGCAGUCACCACCACAGAUCUGGCUGAGACCCAGGCGCUCGUGGGCUGUGGCGCUGGGGUCAACUGCUUCUCAGGGGACCCUGAGGCCCCCACACCCCUGGAUCUUGCUGAGAAGGCGGGCCAGACGCUGCAGAUGGAAUUCCUUCGGAAUAACAGGACCAUGGAGAUACCUCGACUGGACUCAACGAAGCCCCCGGAAAAGCAAUACUCGGUUGUCUUGCCAACUGUGAGCCACAGCGGCUUCCUCUACAAGACAGCUUCUGCUGGGAAGCCGCUGCAGGACCGCCGUGCCCGGGAAGAGUUCAGCCGACGCUGGUGUGUCCUUAGUGAUGGGGUCCUGAGCUACUAUGAGAAUGAGCGGACCGUGACCCCCAACGGGGAGAUUCGGGUCAGCGAGAUUGUGUGCCUGGCAGUACCUCCUCCUGACACCCAUGGCUUUGAGUACACCUUUGAGGUAUACACGGAGGGGGAGCGGCUGUACCUGUUUGGGCUGGAGAGUGCAGAGCUGGCUCGUGAAUGGAUCAAGUGCAUUGCUAAGGCAUUUGUGCUCCCCCUGGCUGAAGAUCUGCUAACCCGGGAUUUUGAACGGCUUGGGCGUCUCCCCUGCAAAGCUGGUCUGAGCCUACAGUGUGCCCAGGAGGGCUGGUUUUCCCUCAUUGGCUCCGAGCUCCGUGCUGUCUUCCCAGAGGGAAACUGUGAAGAACCACUGCAACUUCGGAAACUGCAGGAACUUUCCAUCCAAGGGGACGGUGAGAACCAGGUGCUGGUGCUGGUAGAACGAAGGAGGACGCUGUACAUCCAGGGGGAGCGACGGCUAGACUUCACGGCCUGGCUGGGGGCGAUCCAGAAAGCUGCAGCCAGCUCAGGGGACACGUUGUCGGAGCAGCAGCUGGGAGACUCUGAUAUCCCAGUGAUUGUGUACCGCUGUGUGGACUACAUCACGCAGUGUGGCCUGACCUCCGAGGGCAUCUACCGCAAAUGCGGGCAGACUUCGAAGACUCAGCGGCUGCUGGAGAGCCUGCGGCAGGACGCCCGCUCUGUGCGCCUCAAGGAGGGCGAGCAGCAUGUAGACGACGUCUCCUCGGCUCUCAAGCGCUUCCUGCGAGACCUGCCCGACGGGCUCUUCACGCGGGCCCAGCGCCUGGUCUGGCUGGAGGCCUCAGAGAUUGAGGAUGAAGAGCUGAAGGUCUCCAGGUACCGAGAGCUGCUGGCACGUCUGCCUCCAGUCAACCGGGCCACGGUGAAGGCCCUUAUCAGCCACCUAUACUGUGUCCAGUGCUUCUCAGACACGAACCAGAUGAACACGCACAACCUGGCUAUUGUGUUUGGGCCCACGCUUUUUCAGACGGAUGGGCAGGACUACAAGGCCGGCCGUGUGGUGGAGGACCUCAUCAGCCACUAUGUGGUGGUGUUCAGUGUGGAUGAAGAGGAACUGAGGAAGCAGCGGGAGGAGGUCACUGCCAUUGUGAAGAUGCGUGUGGCUGGCACUGCCAGUGGUACCCAGCAUGCUGGUGACUUCAUCUGCACGGUGUACCUGGAGGAGAAGAAGGCAGAUGCUGAACAGCAUAUCAAGAUCCCAGCAUCCAUGACAGCUGAGGAGCUCACCAUGGAGAUCCUGGAUCGCAGGAAUGUUGGCAUCAGGGAAAAGGACUAUUGGACCUGCUUCGAGGUCAACGAGAGGGAGGAGGCAGAGCGUCCCCUGCACUUUGCGGAGAAGGUGCUACCCAUCCUGCACGGGCUGGGCAUAGACAGCUACCUGGUGGUGAAGAAGCACCAGUCCAUGGAGGCCAUGCUGCUCUACCUGGCCAGCCAUGUGGGCGACACCAAGCAUGGCAUGAUGAAGUUCCGCGAGGAUCGAAGCCUCCUGGGCCUGGGCCUGCCCUCAGGUGGCUUCCACGAUCGCUACUUCAUCCUCAACAGCAGCUGCCUGCGGCUCUACAAGGAGAUCCGGAGCCAGAGGUCGUGGAGCGGGGUCCCUGAUGCCAGCCACCGGCCAGAGAAGGAAUGGCCUGUGAAAAGUCUCAAAGUCUACCUGGGAGUGAAGAAGAAACUCCGACCACCUACCUGCUGGGGCUUCACAGUGGUCCAUGAGACAGAGAAACAUGAGAAGCAGCAGUGGUAUCUCUGCUGUGAGACACAGAUGGAGCUCCGCGAGUGGUUUGCUACCUUCCUCUUUGUGCAGCACAGCGGCCUGGUGUGGCCCUCGGAACCCUCACGUGUGGCCCGGGCAGUGCCUGAGGUCCGUCUGGGUAGUGUAUCGUUGAUCCCGCUGCGUGGCAGUGAGAACGAAAUGCGCCGGAGUGUGGCUGCCUUCACCGCGGACCCCCUUUCUCUCCUCCGCAACGUCUGAGAGCCGGACUCAUACCCUGACGCUGGGAUUCUGCUACUGGGAAGCCUUCCUGUUCAGACACCCUCAUACGCUGUGUGCCUGGUGUAAGCCAGGAGGGAGCACAGAGGAAGCUGCACCUCGCGUCCCAUGUCCUGACUGCAGCAUGGAUUCAUGGAGGGCCGGGAAGCAGCAGGUUCUGCCCUGAGGCGGAACCCCUCCCUCUCUUGGCCUAGCCGUUCAGCCCUGUGGACCUGGCCCACUCACCUCCAGGGUCACCCUCCCUGAUUUGGAGGGAAAUGGGCAUAAAUCAAGAUAUCUGGGGACCACCAUCCUUUCAGAGGCCCUAUGGCUCCUGCUGGAAGGGAGCCUUCCCUCUUGCCAUGCACUCCAGAACAGCAGAAAGUAGAUGCUCUAAAGGAACACUCAGCUGGGGGCGGGGAGCUCUUGGGUAAGUUUCUAUAGGUCUGAGUAAUGGACUUGGGCAUUUCAGCCCUUCCCUCCUCUCCUUCCAGCCUGGGAGGCUCAGGCUGCCCGCUGUCCCUUCCCCAUUUUGGGAGCCUUUUGAUAAUAUAAAUAUAUC